AUGGCCCAAUUGCCCGCUAACGACCGUCUGCAUGGUCCGCAUAGCCUGACCGCGGCAGCCCGGAAACUCAAUUGGCCAGUCGUGGAGCUUCCCCAACCACCUUUCAGCUGCAAUCGCCCUUCCCGGCCUUUUGUUUCCAGGGUUCUCAGGCCGGCGGCUGCUGGUGAGGCCUUACGAAAAUCAGCAAUUGACCACUUCUCACACCAAUACGGGGACCCAAGACUGGGUCUCACACAUCGUGGAACACCUCCAUUGGACUAUCUGUCUGCAAUCGCCGCACAACUCAUGCAAGUUGACGGUCGCACAUGCAAAAUGAGGCUGGCUGGCGGCUUUGCUUUUUCCAGGGAGGCCGGCGACGUGGCCAAGGCAAAGUACCCUCCCUACCUUACGGAUCCCGCCCGCAGCGCCCGAGUGGGUCUUCAAACCAUUGAUGGAUCUUGA
Molecule: messenger RNA, 441 nt
Organism: Colletotrichum orchidophilum
Lineage: Eukaryota; Fungi; Ascomycota; Sordariomycetes; Glomerellales; Glomerellaceae
Exons: 1
Coding region: 1-441 (146 amino acids)
Source: RefSeq, a predicted model, not a curated record